AUGCUGACGUUUUGCAGGUCGCAAACACCUCACUAUCAAGAUGGUCCCUGGUCGUGGCUCGUCUGUUUUGCCGCCACGAUGUCCUGGAUGGCCGCCGUAGGUUUUGUCUUCAGUUUUGGCGUGUUUUUUCCAGUUUUUAUGGAACACUUCAACGAAGAUCGAGAGCGCACUGGUAUGUAUAUGCAGACGCCGUUCUCGUUAAUUCUGGUGUUUUCAGCAGUGUUUCAAGGCCUUUAUUAGCCCUUGUAAAGGUCUGUUUUCUAAUCACAUGGAAAAUUUGCAUUCCUGCUUCCCGGGUGUAUGGCCUCACGAUACCAUGAUCCCAGCUACCGAGACUAGCUUGAUUUUUGUUACGUUUUUCAACGAGCCGUCUCCCGAGAACUUGGCAAAACGAGCCAGCCUUGCAAACCUGACUCAAUAUUAUCAAUUAACCUCUACUGAGGGAAUCGGGCAACCUUUGUGUCCCUCUGUAGUACUUUAGUAAUUUAAAUUUUGUAUCACUCUUUUAAGGCGACAAGGUGUUGAGGUGAAACCUAAAACAGAUAAUGUCCCUUAUUGGGUUUGUAUUUUCGACUGAUUGUUGAUUAUGAUCAUAACCUCAUAGACUUUGUCUUAACCCUUUAAACCCUAACAUCAAAAUUCAAAUUCUCUUUUGUUAUCCCUAUACGUUUUCAAUAGAAGUAGUGGGGAGAAUUUGAUGAAGUAUCAAUUAGAUUCAUCUUGUAUGAUCAUAUCCUUAAUUCUCAUGACCACUGUGUUUUAUAAAGCAGUGAUAUUACAAGGAGAAAUUUGAUGCUGGUCACUCUUAGGGCCUAAAGGGUUAAGCUAAGUAUCCCAUAAACGCCACCAUUUCCCGUUGAUUCGACUUUGUGACACUCAUCAACCAAUUUGAUCUUGGAUUAAAUAACUUGGUUUCCAACGAGCAUUGUUUGUGUUCAGUGAAGUGUUUUCUCUCUGACCAACUGAAAUAUGUGGAAACGAACACAACAUCUAACAUCAACACAAAAAAUAAGGGUCAGCUUUUCUCUGUUUCUCAGCGCUUCUGGAAAACGUAGAGAAUGAAGACAUAUUGUAAUUCCUUGCUGUAACUACGUUUCUUUCCUAGCUCCAAGUGUAAAUUUACAAUUUGAACAAAAGAUCAGUAUGCCAAUAACAAAUAGAUCCUUUGUCACUCUCGCAAAAGCAAAAGCUGCAUUUAAAGUUCGCGAAAACACAAUUGGUUAAUGAUAUGCGUCGGGCAUGCCGCGUGAUGUAUUGUCCGACUUUACUACCAGAAGAACCAAAUCGAACGUUUUAUUAAUCGAACUUAAUCGAACCCCGGUAAUUUAGGUUAAUUGUGUGUGCCAAGAAGGCAAGAGCCAGGUUUGUGAAUAGUGACCCUAAUUAAGGGAAGCAAAAAUAAAUUUGAAAUAUCGUCACCGUUUUAAGUACCACAAAGUAGAAAUGAUAUUCUCUAAGGGCAAAUCGAAAACCUGAGCUGUUUUCAUUGGGUUAUUUUACUUUUUUAUGAUUACCGAUUUACCAGAGAAUUCUAAAGAAAAUCCAGUUGUAUUUUCAGUUUUGGUGGAAUCAUUGCUACAGCACGAAAAAGUGCAACUAAGGUUAAAUAAAGGGCAAAUAUGGUAAAUUCCGCAUUGGCCCUCAAAUUUACAACCCCAUGUAAACUGUCAAGCAAAUGCGGUAUUUACCAUCUUUGCUUUUGAUUUCCCCCUCGUUUGCACUUUUUUGCAUCAUAUUUCACCGAGUAAAUUUGUGUAAAUCCAAUUUUCGUGCUAGAUAUAUGCUAACAAGCAUUUUAGUAAUCUGUUCCAAGCGCUCAGAAAGUGAGAACGUCGAAAAAUAACUGUGGGCAUGAAAAAACAAUAAAGGGUGGGGGUAGAGAGAGAAAGAAAAAAUUUAAAAGUUAUGUUCAGUCAUCUAUGCUAACGGAACAUUUACACAUUUUAUUUCAUUUUAUUUUUUGUAGCCUGGGUUGGUUCUCUUUCUAUUGCUCUUGUGUUUUUUACUGGACCUGUUUCCGGAAUCCUGGUCAACAAGCUCGGUUGCAGGAUAACAAAUAUACUUGGUGGUCUAAUUUGUGCUGCAAGCCUUGCCAUCGCUUCCAUGUCGGAACGACUUGUGACGUUAUAUCUUUCGUACAGCAGUUUCUUUGGUAUCGGAGUCAGCUUUGUUUUUAACGCCGGCCUUGUUAUUGUCAGUAAUUAUUUCAGCAGACGAAGAUCUUUGGCUCUCGGUUUCGUGUCGGCUGGUCAGGGGCUUGGGGUGUUAGCUCAGGGACCACUCCUACAAACAAUUAUAGACAAGUAUGACUGGAAGACAACCUACAGAAUAAUGGCUGGGGUUAUAUUUGCAAUAUGUUUGCUUGGAAUCACCUUCGAUCCUAAUGUAAAGUCUAAUGAAGAAGAGAAGAACACUGACCCGAGAGGUCCCGAGCAGUCGACCUUGUCUCCCGACGAUGCCAAGGCGAAUCUGAGGAAAAGAAGACGACGGCGAACAUUUGUUGAUUUAUCAGUUUGGAAAGUACCUACUUUCGUGGCCUUAACUUUGUCUUCUUCCAUUGCACAGUUUGGACACUUUGUACCUCAAAUUCACUUGGUAAUUUUACUUUUUUUUCUGCCUAAGUAAUUCAGUCGAACUAUUUUUUUCCUUGUAGUUUGUAGAGGAAACAAAGCGAUUAAGAUCUAAAACCUUGACCGUACUGCUUGUAUCAAUAGCUCUGCAUCUUCCUCAACGGAUGAUAUCGUGAAAAGUGAAAGCUAAAGGCAUGCGACUAAAGGUCUUGUUUCAAAGGGUCAGUGUCUUGAGAUUUGUUGAUCGUUAUUAAAAAAAGUGAGGAAGACUACUCAUCUGACUGCGGGAGGAAAAUAAGACCGAACGGUAGCUUUACCUAAGGGAACCGAGUAAGGAGAGUUUUAAGUGAAAAUGAGGAGCGGGAGCCCAUAGUCGAAGGAGCUGUGAAUGAAUCCUCUGUAACAGAAGAGAAAGCAAUUUUCACUUGACUCGCAUAUCAAACUAGAACUUUAACCCAACCCAAAGUAACUGAAUUUUACUUUAAUUCCCUUCUGGCUGAGCAAUUAAGUCGAACAAUUUUUUGUUCCUUUGAGAGUUUGAUAUAGGGAUUAUUCUGUAUCAUUUUAAACCCGGAACGAGUUUUAAACAGGGACCAAGGAGGCAAAAUGCUCGGAGCAGAAAUACAUGAUAGGGGAGGGAGAUUGUGUAUAUUGUGAUUUGUUUUUUUCCAGGUGCGAUUCUGUGAGGACCUUGGCAUAACUGCUGACAUGGCGUCCAAGUUGUACAUUUACUACGGAUUAUCAUCAGCCAUUGCACGUGUCCUAGCAGGCCGCUUAUGUGACAUCCGAGGAAUAAAUCCUGUUUACCUUUAUCAAUCAGCCGAGUUUGUUGUCGGUCUAUCAACGAUACUUGUUACCGUGGCAAACGAUUACACAGCUAUGAUAGUAUUUGUAGUCAUCUACGGAUUUUGUGACGGAAUAUUCAUCACAACCCUGAAUAUUAUUCUUCUGACGAGUGUAGAUGCAUCAAAACGGGCAGCUGCUCUUGGGUGGAACAUGCAGUUUACAACAAUUUUUAUGGCCAGUGGUCCACCUCUUGCUGGUAGG
Molecule: messenger RNA, 3617 nt
Organism: Porites evermanni
Lineage: Eukaryota; Metazoa; Cnidaria; Anthozoa; Scleractinia; Poritidae
Source: the annotation of a GenBank genome assembly